AUGCGAUAUGUCCGGUCGACUCAGAUACAUCGGCCUCGCCGUGCGUCCGCAGAAUCAGAGGAGCUUCGGCUUAACCGUGAACACUCCGACGUGUUCGUGAGCUGCUUUUACAAGGUGCCGCGUAGUGUUCUGCUCCGACUGUUUUCUGCCGUGAAUAUCGUGAACCCUCGAGUCGUGUGCCUUCGACAGCAGGCGUCCACUAGGCCGUAUUUGCUGGGGCCGCGCGAUGCUGAUCGUUCCUAG
Molecule: messenger RNA, 243 nt
Organism: Rangifer tarandus platyrhynchus (Svalbard reindeer)
Lineage: Eukaryota; Metazoa; Chordata; Mammalia; Artiodactyla; Cervidae
Source: the annotation of a GenBank genome assembly